Penicillium psychrosexuale is the source of this 525-nucleotide messenger RNA. RefSeq lists its product as uncharacterized. The transcript has a single exon. Bases 1 to 525 code for a protein of 174 amino acids. The record is from RefSeq and is a predicted model, not a curated record. NCBI's taxonomy places the organism in Eukaryota, Fungi, Ascomycota, Eurotiomycetes, Eurotiales, Aspergillaceae.
AUGUCAGAUCGAAAUCAAAAUGAGACCGAUAAUGAUUCAGAAGGUCUACCUCCUUCUGUUAGACGGUAUAAUUAUGAAGGAAAGGAUCACUUUUCUCGAAUACUCGCACUUGAACGUCAACGUCUGCUUGAUUCAAUGCGCAAAUCUCGUGAAAUGUCCAACAUCGAUACAGCAUCCGAGCCAGAUACUGAGACUACCGAAUACAUCAUAUUUUCUAUUGAUCCUACUACGUUUCAACAGGAUUUCGUUGGCCCGGAUACCAUCCCUAUUCGUUCGAUCCGAACAUCUUUUAACCCGAAAACCGAAUUACUUAUUGUCAAAAUGGUCACUCGUGAACAUACUCAAAUCGUCUUCGCCAUCCACGAAGCCAUUAGCACGGCUCUUCGACACAUGGGGCUUCACCAAGCUGUUCACCAUUACCAAGGUGUCGACAUCGAUGUCAAUGGGCAGAGCAAACAGGCAGAUAUGGGCUGGGGGCCGAGAAGACCCCAUCGUGGCUGUGCUAAGCGGCCUACGGUGGUUUAA